AUGGGAAAAGGUUUCAACAAUUAUAUGACCAAAAAGUUCUUCCAUCCUGGGAAUAAGGAAAAUUUAAAAAGGGUGUGGAUGGCUGAGCAAAAAGCAGACUUUGAAAAAAAGAAGCAGGAGGAACUUUUGACGCAAUACCAGAGGGAGCAGGACAUGUAUGCCAACAGAGCCCUCCUUGGAGAUGAGAAGGCAAAAGUUGGUUUAAGUUUCAUGUAUGAUCCUCCGCCUGGCGCCAGAAAAGAGUACAAAUUUGAAUGGCAACGAAAAUACAAUGCCCCGCGAGAAGAAUACCUGAAAGGCAACGAGGCCAUCAUGGACCAGCCAUUUGGCAUUGAAGUAAGGAACGUAAGAUGUAUCAAGUGCCACAAGUGGGGACAUGUCAACACGGACAGGGAGUGCCCUUUGUUUUCUGUUAACUGCACGAUGGAACCACCCCAACGUACGUCAGUCUCAGAGGAAACUGCAGAUGAAGAUCCAGAGGUUGCGUUCUUUAAGAGCCUCACAUCCAAACAAAAGAAAAAAUUAAUCAAGUAA
Molecule: messenger RNA, 534 nt
Organism: Helobdella robusta
Lineage: Eukaryota; Metazoa; Annelida; Clitellata; Rhynchobdellida; Glossiphoniidae
Exons: 6
Coding region: 1-534 (177 amino acids)
Biological process (GO): negative regulation of DNA-templated transcription
Cellular component (GO): nucleus
Molecular function (GO): transcription corepressor activity
Source: RefSeq, a predicted model, not a curated record